CUGUGGGCUCCGUGCUCCUGCACCUGACUCACGUGGGCUCCGUGCUCCUGCACCUGACUCCUGUGGGCUCCGUGCUCCUGCUGAGGCAGUGCUGGGCGUUGGUACUGAUCAAGACCAAGGUUGGAGGAGGCGUCCUAUGGGAGGCCUGUGGUUUCCAGGAGGGCAGAAUUGAAGCAGCCAGCCUGAGCCCAGGGCGGAGGCUCUGCCUUCCCAACAAGGGCAGGACCCAGAGGAAGAGUGAGGCCACAGAGGCAGGUCCUGGCCAGGCCCCUGGAAGGCACCGAUGUGCCGAGAGCCUUCUGUGAAAAAGAGUGGAGGCCCCGGUGACCACGGCAUGCUGAGGGACAGGUCCAGAAAGUCUUCUUCCUGACUGCUCCCCUUCCCCGUUCUUCAUUUCCCCAUAAACCCUUGAAACAGAGGAGCCUGUGUGUGUGCUUGUCCUUGGGGCCACCGAUAAGUGGCAGCAGAGGGGCCUGCCUUCCACAAAGCACAGGAGCAGGGACCACGAGUGACCUGGGAACACUGGCCCCAGGCUCCCUGCCUCCCUCCUUCUGCCCCGGCCUCCACCUGCCCCGGCCUCCACUUUAAGUCACACCCAACAGUUGUGAGACGUCGGUGUUUCUGUUGUUGUGCAGCAGCCAGGAGUGGGACAAAGGACUCGCUCUUCUAAUUUUUAAAAUGCAAAGCAAACCACAUGUGGGCCCAGCCGGCCCUCAAGAGAAGCUGCCUUUCCUCCGGCUCCGCGGCUCCUCCCAUCUGACAGCUCCCCCCACCUGCUGGGGACUGAGGCCUCUGUUCUGGGGGUUGCCGGUGCCACUUCCCCUCUCCACAGCCGUACAGUGGCCGGCUCAGCUCACGUUCACAGCCCUUUCAGCCACUGCAGCCGUGGACAGCAGCCUGGUCAUAGUGGGAUGUGCAGCUGGCCCACCCCCUCCAGCCAUCCUGCAAGUCACCGUGAACGUCCUCAUGCUCCAAUAGCAAAGCUGCUGGUCGGAAAGAGGCUGGGCUCCUGCACACCCCCCAGCGAUGGCUUUCCGUGUCUAUCCUGUUCACUGAAGGGGAGCGGCUCCUGGAGAGUGAAGCCGCUGUCGUUUGAGGGUGAAGCUGCUGUGGUUUGAGCCCUCAGCCCGCACGCAGCUGAUUCACCAACCGCAGAAGUACGGAGGAGUCAAGGUUGGGAAGGACAGAAAUGGUUCCUGACCUCGGGAGCUGGAGGUUGAGUGGGUUGGUCUAAAAAGCAACUGAAUAGUAAAUGGAUGAAUUAGCAUAACGAUGAAUGCGUAUUGAUCAAUUUUUCGGAAAAUUAAAUGUUUUUCGUCAUCAGUUUUGAUUGAUGAUGAGGUUGUAUAAGCAAUUACUCAGAAUGAUUACAAGUCGUAAUUAUGCCAGGAAAGGGAGCGUGAAUGGUGCUGUGCUUGAGGCCGGAUCGGACGCAGCCCGGGGAGAGGAGGCUCUGGGGGCUUUGAGAAGCGACGGGGCCAUAGGGCGGAGCGGGCCUGGGCUGCAGGGGAGCAGCGGGGGCCUCGGGCCCGCGGGAGCUGAGCAGGGAUGGAGCCUCUGCGGGGAGGAGGAGGGAGGCUUGCGGCCUUCCGAGGGCCCCGGGCCAGGAGGGAGAGGCGGGGCUGGCUCAGAGCCGAGGAGAGGGCGGCACCGGGCGCUGUUCUCAGAGAGGCCGAGUGACAGGAGGCCGUUUCUGGGUCUGGAUUCUCACCGUAAAACAAGUCGGUACAACGCAAUUCUCACUACGGGCCUCCUGCUCUGAGGUGAUGUGAUUCAGAGCGAGGCUCCGGGGUCUCCAAAAUUUCCCUGUAAACAGGAACCGCACGUCGAAGGCCAGUACCGCAUCCAACACCACCAUCUGCUGGAGCACGCCAAGAUGUCCCUUGUGGCCGUCCCCUUCUACCAGAAGAGACACAGGCACUUCGACCAGUCCUACCGUAAUACUCAAACACGGUACCUGUUGGACGAAUAUGCGUCAAAAAAGCGAGCUUCCACCCAGGCAUCUUCCCAGAAGUCCCUGAGUCAGCGGUCGUCUUCGCAGAGAGCCUCCAGCCAGACGUCCCUGGGAGGAACCAUCUGCAGAGUCUGUGCGAAGCGAGUGAGCACGCAGGAAGAGAGGGAGCAGGAGAACAGAAGCAGGUACCAAUCCCUGGUGGCCGCCUAUGGCGAGGCCAAGCGACAGCGCUUCCUCAGCGAGCUGGCCCACUUGGAGGAGGAUGUCCACCUGGCGCGCUCCCAGGCCCGCGACAAGCUGGACAAAUACGCCAUUCAGCAGAUGAUGGAGGACAAGCUGGCCUGGGAGAGACACACAUUCGAAGAGCGGAUAAGCAGGGCUCCUGAGAUCCUGGUGCGGCUGCGAUCCCACACCGUCUGGGAGAGGAUGUCUGUGAAACUCUGCUUCACCGUGCAAGGAUUUCCCACGCCCGUGGUGCAGUGGUACAAAGAUGGCAGUCUGAUUUGCCAGGCGGCUGAACCGGGAAAGUACAGGAUUGAGAGCAACUAUGGCGUGCACACGCUGGAGAUCAACAGGGCAGACUUUGACGACAGCGCGACAUACUCAGCAGUGGCCACCAAUGCCCACGGACAAGUGUCCACCAACGCGGCGGUGGUGGUGAGAAGGUUCCGGGGAGACGAGGAACCAUUCCGUUCAGUGGGACUCCCGAUUGGAUUGCCCCUGUCAUCGGUGAUUCCGUACACGCACUUCGACGUCCAGUUUUUGGAGAAGUUUGGGGUCACUUUCAGGAGGGAAGGUGAGACUGUCACUCUCAAGUGCACCAUGUUGGUGACGCCGGACCUGAAGCGGGUGCAGCCACGUGCCGAGUGGUACCGCGAUGACGUGCUGUUGAAAGAGUCCAAGUGGACGAAGAUGUUCUUUGGAGAAGGCCAGGCCUCCCUGUCCUUCAGCCACCUGAACAAGGACGAUGAGGGCCUGUACACCCUGCGCAUCGUGUCUCGGGGCGGCGUCAGCGACCACAGUGCCUUCCUGUUUGUCAGAGACGCUGACCCGCUGGUCACAGGGGCCCCCGGCGCACCCAUGGACUUGCAGUGCCAUGACGCCAACCGAGACUACGUCAUCGUGACCUGGAAGCCGCCCAACACCACCACCGAGAGCCCCGUCAUGGGCUAUUUUGUGGACCGAUGUGAAGUAGGAACGAAUAAUUGGGUGCAGUGCAAUGAUGCGCCAGUGAAAAUCUGCAAAUACCCGGUCACAGGGCUUUUUGAAGGAAGGUCUUACAUAUUCCGAGUGAGGGCGGUGAACAGUGCGGGCAUCAGCCGACCCUCCAGGGUCUCUGAUGCGGUGGCUGCACUUGACCCCUUGGACCUCAGAAGGUUACAAGCCGUUCAUUUAGAGGGAGAGAAGGAGAUUGUCAUUUAUCAGGAUGACCUUGAAGGUGACGCCCAGGUUCCGGGGCCUCCCACCAACGUGCACGCCUCCGAGAUCAGCAGAAACUAUGUCGUCCUCAGCUGGGAGCCACCCACUCCCCGUGGCAAGGACCCACUCAUGUACUUCAUCGAGAAGUCCUUGGUGGGGAGCGGCAGCUGGCAGAGAGUCAACGCCCAGACGGCUGUGAGGUCCCCGAGAUAUGCCGUGUUUGACCUCAUGGAAGGGAAGUCAUAUGUGUUCCGAGUGCUGUCAGCAAACCGGCAUGGCCUGAGCGAGCCGUCGGAGAUAACGUCCCCCAUUCAGGCCCAGGACGUGACCGUUGUCCCUUCUGCUCCGGGUCGGGUUCUUGCUUCCCGAAACACCAAGACGUCAGUGGUGGUGCAGUGGGACCGACCGAAGCAUGAGGAGGACCUGCUGGGCUACUACGUGGACUGCUGUGUGGCCGGAACCAACGUCUGGGAGCCCUGCAACCACAAGCCCAUCGGAUACAACAGGUUCGUGGUGCACGGCUUAACCACAGGAGAGCAGUACAUCUUCCGAGUCAAGGCGGUCAAUGCCGUGGGGAUGAGUGAAAAUUCCCAGGAAUCGGACAUCAUAAAAGUGCAGGCUGCACUCACUGUCCCGUCCCAUCCGUAUGGGAUUACGCUCCUCAACUGUGACGGCCACUCCAUGACCCUGGGCUGGAAGGUCCCGAAAUUCAGUGGUGGCUCACCCAUCCUGGGUUACUACUUGGACAAGCGUGAAGUUCACCAUAAAAACUGGCACGAGGUCAAUUCCUCACCCAGCACACCGACAAUCCUAACGGUGGACGGAUUGACGGAAGGCUCACUCUACGAGUUCAAAAUUGCUGCCGUCAACCUUGCCGGCAUCGGGGAGCCCUCGGAUCCCAGUGAGCACUUCAAGUGUGAGGCCUGGACCAUGCCGGAGCCCGGUCCUGCCUACGACUUGACGUUCUGUGAGGUCAGGGACACGUCCUUGGUCAUGCUGUGGAAGGCCCCCGUGUACUCUGGCAGCAGCCCUGUUUCUGGAUAUUUUGUGGACUUUAGGGAGGAGGAUGCUGGAGAGUGGAUCACUGUCAAUCAGACGACAACGGCCAACCGUUAUUUAAAGGUCUCUAACCUGCAGCAAGGUAAGACUUAUGUCUUCAGGGUCCGGGCAGUCAAUGCAAACGGCGUGGGGAAGCCCUCAGACACGUCGGAGCCUGUACUGGUAGAGGCGAGACCAGGCACCAAGGAAAUCAGUGCCGGUGUCGACGAACAAGGCAACAUCUACCUGGGCUUCGACUGCCAGGAAAUGACAGACGCGUCUCAGUUCACCUGGUGUAAAUCCUACGAGGAGAUUGCAGAUGAUGAGAGAUUUAAAAUCGAAACCGUGGGGGAUCACUCCAAGCUGUACUUAAAGAAUCCGGAUAAGCAGGAUUUAGGGACUUACUCUGUGUCUGUAAGUGAUACAGACGGAGUGUCCUCCAGUUUCGUUCUGGACCCAGAAGAGCUCGAACGUUUGACGGCAUUGAGCAAUGAAAUAAAGAACCCCACAAUUCCUCUGAAAUCGGAAUUAGCUUAUGAGAUUUUUGAUAAGGGGCGGGUUCGCUUCUGGCUGCAGGCUGAGCACUUAUCACCAGAUGCCAGCUACCGAUUUAUUAUUAACGACAGAGAAGUCUCUGACAGCGAGAUACACAGAAUUAAAUGUGACAAAGCUACCGGCAUUAUUGAGAUGGUGAUGGAUCGAUUUAGUAUUGAAAAUGAGGGGACCUACACUGUGCAGAUUCAUGACGGGAAAGCCAAAAGUCAGUCUUCUCUAGUUCUUAUUGGAGAUGCAUUCAAGACUGUGCUGGAAGAGGCUGAAUUUCAAAGGAAAGAAUUUCUCAGGAAACAAGGCCCUCAUUUUGCUGAGUACUUGCACUGGGAUGUCACCGAAGAAUGUGAAGUUCGACUUGUUUGUAAGGUUGCAAACACCAAGAAAGAAACCGCUUUCAAAUGGCUCAAGGAUGACGUUCUGUAUGAAACGAAGACAUUGCCUGACUUGGAGAGGGGAAUCUGUGAGCUGCUCAUCCCAAAGUUGUCAAAGAAGGACCAUGGUGAAUACAAGGCAACCUUGAAAGAUGACAGAGGCCAAGAUGUGUCCGUCCUUGAAAUAGCUGGCAAAGUGUAUGACGAUAUGAUUUUGGCAAUGAGUAGAGUCUGUGGGAAAUCUGCUUCACCACUGAAGGUACUCUGCACCCCAGAAGGAAUACGACUUCAGUGUUUGAUGAAGUAUUUUACUGAAGAAAUGAAGGUGAACUGGUGUCACAAAGAUGCUAAGAUCUCAUCCAGUGAGCAUAUGAGAAUUGGGGGUAGUGAAGAGAUGGCCUGGCUGCAGAUAUGUGAGCCGACGGAGAAGGAUAAAGGAAAAUACACUUUUGAGAUUUUCGAUGGCAAAGAUAACCAUCAACGCUCCCUCGACCUGUCCGGACAAGCUUUUGAUGAAGCAUUUGCAGAAUUCCAGCAACUCAAAGCUGCUGCUUUUGCAGAGAAGAAUCGUGGCAGGUUGAUUGGCGGCUUGCCUGACGUGGUGACCAUCAUGGAAGGGAAGACCUUGAAUCUCACCUGCACGGUGUUUGGAAACCCUGACCCCGAAGUGGUUUGGUUCAAGAAUGACCAGGACAUCCAGCUCAGCGAGCACUUCUCGGUGAAGGUGGAGCAGGCCAAGUACGUCAGCAUGACCAUCAAAGGCGUGACCUCCGAGGACUCGGGCAAGUACAGCAUCAACAUCAAGAACAAGUAUGGCGGGGAGAAGAUCGAUGUGACGGUGAGUGUGUACAAACACGGGGAGAAGAUCCCGGACAUGGCCCCGCCCCAGCAAGCCAAGCCCAAGCUCAUCCCAGCGUCUGCCUCAGCGCCAGGCCAGUGAAGGCGUUUUCCCAGCCUGGAGAUGGGAAAAAAUGCUUGGCAGAGACAGGAAUGCCGUGUGCUUGUUCCAAAGGAGUGGCCGGCGUCCGAGUGGCGUCCCGUGUGGGCCGAUAGUUGAUCACACAUUGUGCUUUUGAUUUUUGCAUUUGGUGAUGAAUAUUUUAUACCCAUCUAAGGGCGAAAGCUAACGUUUUCCACAAGACUGAACAACAUGCAUUUACACGAGGGUAGAUGGCAGAUGCCUGACAGGGAGUGGGUUGGCAGACAAUACACUAGCGUUUUCAAGGGUGUGGGCACACGGGUGUGGCACCCGGAUGUGUGCAGCAUGUGCGGUCUGUGUGAAGCCACCGUGCUUCUCUUUGGGGGCCUCAAGAUCUAGCAGCUCUGAAAUCCUCGCUGUGGAGCCUUUGAAGCAUGUGUUACCUGGUUAAGCUUGUUUUCUCUUGCUUUAGGCAAAUAAAACUUUAAAAAGUCA
Messenger RNA from Symphalangus syndactylus (siamang), 6748 nucleotides. It is a transcript of the gene MYOM2, whose product is annotated as myomesin 2. Gene Ontology annotation, molecular function: protein binding. Gene Ontology annotation, cellular component: M band. Gene Ontology annotation, biological process: sarcomere organization. The record is from RefSeq and is a predicted model, not a curated record. NCBI's taxonomy places the organism in Eukaryota, Metazoa, Chordata, Mammalia, Primates, Hylobatidae.